Molecule: messenger RNA, 6173 nt
Organism: Strigops habroptila (Kakapo)
Lineage: Eukaryota; Metazoa; Chordata; Aves; Psittaciformes; Psittacidae
Gene: VCL
Product: vinculin
Exons: 22
Coding region: 296-3703 (1135 amino acids)
Biological process (GO): cell adhesion
Cellular component (GO): actin cytoskeleton
Molecular function (GO): structural molecule activity; actin filament binding
Source: RefSeq, a predicted model, not a curated record
GCCGCCUGGCUGAAGCGUCGUGCCAGUGCGGGGUGGGCGCUGCCAGGGGGAAGCGGGAGGGCAGCGAGUUCGAGUCCCGCCUCCGCGAGCUUCAACGGGGAGCUGCUUCUCCGGGCUGUUGCGGUCUGCUCCGGGGCGAGCGGAACUGCGGGCGGUCGUCUGUUUUCCUUCUUUUCCACGUUUUUCUCCUUGCGCCGAGGCCGCGGCGUUCUCUGUGGGGCGCCAGCCCACAGGGGCAGAGUUUGCCAGGAGUUUGUGCGGACUUCGGGCCCCGGCCUCCCGCCCCGCCGCCGCCAUGCCCGUCUUUCACACGCGCACUAUCGAGAGCAUCCUGGAGCCGGUGGCCCAGCAGAUCUCCCACCUGGUCAUCAUGCACGAGGAGGGGGAGGUGGACGGCAAGGCCAUCCCGGACCUCACCGCCCCCGUGUCGGCCGUGCAGGCCGCUGUCAGCAACCUGGUGCGGGUUGGAAAAGAGACUGUGCAGACAACAGAAGACCAGAUCUUGAAAAGGGAUAUGCCACCAGCGUUUAUCAAAGUGGAGAAUGCCUGCACCAAACUUGUUCGGGCAGCCCAGAUGCUACAAGCAGAUCCUUAUUCAGUACCAGCGCGUGACUAUCUAAUUGAUGGAUCAAGAGGCAUCCUUUCUGGAACGUCAGACUUACUUCUGACAUUUGAUGAAGCAGAGGUCCGUAAAAUCAUCCGUGUCUGCAAAGGAAUAUUGGAAUAUCUGACUGUGGCGGAAGUAGUAGAGACUAUGGAGGAUUUGGUGACAUACACAAAGAAUCUAGGGCCAGGAAUGACAAAGAUGGCCAAAAUGAUUGAUGAGAGACAACAGGAAUUAACUCAUCAGGAACAUAGAGUUAUGCUGGUAAACUCCAUGAAUACCGUGAAGGAGCUAUUGCCAGUACUUAUUUCAGCUAUGAAGAUUUUUGUAACUACAAAAAAUUCUAAAAGUCAGGGAAUAGAAGAGGCCUUGAAAAAUCGCAAUUUCACUGUAGAGAAAAUGAGUGCCGAGAUAAAUGAAAUAAUCCGUGUAUUACAACUCACUUCUUGGGAUGAAGAUGCCUGGGCGAGCAAGGACACAGAAGCCAUGAAAAGAGCUUUAGCCUUGAUAGAUUCAAAGAUGAAUCAGGCAAAGGGUUGGCUGAGAGAUCCAAAUGCACCUCCAGGGGAUGCUGGUGAGCAAGCAAUAAGGCAGAUCCUUGACGAAGCUGGAAAAGCAGGAGAACUGUGUGCAGGCAAAGAACGCAGAGAGAUUCUGGGAACAUGCAAAACUCUGGGCCAGAUGACCGACCAACUGGCUGACCUCCGAGCGAGAGGACAGGGUGCUACACCCAUGGCUAUGCAGAAAGCACAGCAGGUGUCACAAGGUCUGGAUUUGCUCACUGCAAAAGUGGAGAAUGCAGCUCGCAAACUGGAGGCUAUGACAAACUCUAAGCAGGCAAUUGCUAAGAAGAUUGAUGCUGCUCAGAACUGGCUUGCGGAUCCCAAUGGGGGCAGUGAAGGAGAAGAACAUAUCCGGGGAAUUAUGGCUGAAGCAAGGAAAGUUGCAGAAUUGUGUGAGGAGCCUAAAGAAAGAGAUGAUAUCCUUCGUUCCUUGGGCGAAAUCUCUGCUUUGACAGCCAAGCUGUCAGAUCUGCGACGACAUGGGAAAGGUGACUCUCCUGAGGCCCGUGCAUUGGCUAAACAAAUAGCUACAUCACUUCAGAAUUUACAGUCCAAAACAAACAGGGCUGUAGCAAAUACUAGGCCAGUUAAAGCAGCUGUGCAUUUGGAGGGCAAGAUUGAGCAAGCUCAAAGGUGGAUAGACAAUCCUACAGUUGCUGAUCGGGGAGUAGGCCAGGCAGCAAUUCGGGGUUUGGUGGCAGAAGGUCGUCGUUUAGCCAACGUCAUGAUGGGACCUUAUCGUCAAGACCUGCUUGCCAAAUGUGACCGUGUAGACCAGCUGGCUGCUCAGCUAGCUGACCUCGCAGCAAGAGGGGAGGGAGAAUCUCCUCAGGCCAGGGCAGUUGCUGCUCAGCUUCAGGACUCACUGAAGGAUCUGAAAGCACGGAUGCAAGAGGCAAUGACCCAGGAGGUUUCUGACAUUUUUAGUGACACCACAACUCCUAUUAAAUUGUUAGCAGUAGCAGCCACUGCUCCCUCUGAUGCUCCCAAUAGAGAUGAGGUGUUUGAUGAAAGAGCAGCAAACUUUGAAAACCAUGCUGCUAGGCUGGGAGCUACGGCAGAAAAAGCAGCUGCAGUUGGAACUGCCAAUAAAACUACUGUGGAGGGCAUUCAGGCAACGGUGAAAUCUGCAAGGGAACUUACCCCUCAGGUAGUAUCAGCUGCUCGUAUCCUCCUGAGAAAUCCUGGAAAUCAAGCUGCUUAUGAACAUUUUGAGACUAUGAAAAACCAAUGGAUUGAUAAUGUAGAAAAAAUGACAGGGUUGGUGGAUGAAGCCAUUGAUACUAAAUCUCUGUUGGAUGCAUCAGAAGAGGCUAUUAAGAAAGACCUUGACAAAUGUAAAGUUGCGAUGGCCAACAUUCAACCUCAGAUGCUGGUAGCUGGUGCCACCAGCAUUGCUAGGCGAGCAAACCGCAUCCUACUGGUGGCAAAAAGGGAGGUUGAAAAUUCAGAAGAUCCUAAGUUCCGGGAAGCUGUUAAAGCAGCCUCUGAUGAGCUAAGCAGAACUAUAUCACCGAUGGUAAUGGAUGCUAAAGCAGUGGCAGGAAACAUUUCUGAUCCCGGUUUGCAGAAGAGUUUCCUGGAUUCUGGAUACAGAAUUCUGGGAGCUGUGGCCAAAGUCAGAGAAGCCUUCCAGCCUCAGGAACCAGACUUCCCCCCUCCUCCUCCUGACCUUGAGCAUCUUCAUCUGACUGAUGAGCUUGCUCCUCCCAAACCACCACUGCCAGAAGGUGAGGUUCCCCCGCCCAGACCACCGCCACCUGAAGAAAAGGAUGAAGAGUUCCCAGAGCAGAAAGCAGGAGAAGCUAUUAAUCAGCCCAUGAUGAUGGCUGCUAGGCAGUUGCAUGAUGAAGCCCGGAAAUGGUCUAGCAAGCCUGUGACUGUGAUUAAUGAAGCGGCUGAGGCUGGUGUAGAUAUAGAUGAGGAGGAUGAUGCAGAUGUUGAAUUCACUCUCCCCUCUGACAUUGAAGAUGAUUACGAGCCUGAGCUGCUGUUAAUGCCAACCAAUCAGCCCGUUAACCAGCCCAUUCUGGCUGCUGCUCAGUCUCUACAUCGGGAAGCAACCAAGUGGUCUAGUAAGGGUAACGACAUCAUUGCUGCUGCUAAACGAAUGGCGCUGCUAAUGGCGGAGAUGUCGCGCCUGGUGAGAGGAGGCAGUGGAAACAAGCGUGCCCUCAUUCAGUGUGCAAAGGACAUUGCUAAGGCAUCAGAUGAAGUCACUCGGUUAGCCAAAGAGGUGGCAAAGCAGUGCACUGACAAGCGCAUUAGAACAAACCUCUUGCAGGUCUGUGAGCGAAUCCCAACCAUCAGCACACAACUGAAAAUUCUCUCCACUGUCAAAGCUACCAUGCUGGGCAGAACUAACAUCAGCGACGAAGAGUCGGAACAGGCAACUGAGAUGUUGGUUCAUAAUGCCCAGAAUCUCAUGCAGUCUGUGAAGGAAACUGUGAGAGAAGCUGAAGCAGCAUCCAUUAAGAUAAGAACAGAUGCUGGAUUCACUCUUCGCUGGGUCAGAAAGACCCCCUGGUAUCAGUAGACACUUGCCACAUAAGUAUUGUUUUCUGUAACAUAAAAUGCCUUUUUUUUUUUUUCUUGGAAACAGAAGAGAUAUAUUAACAGCGAAAGGUGCUGUAUACAUGAGCUUGAGGUUAGCUUGUGCUAAUGCCCCAUUCUAAGGGUAUGAAUUAUAAGAGAAUGCAUUUCAAAUGUCUUCGGAACACAUUUGAUAUCCAACACCUCAAAAUCGCUUCCGAUGGUAGACAGUUCGUAUCCUUGAUUUUUUUAUCUUUUUUUGCUUUGAAAAUUCUCUUGAUGAAUUCUGUACUCCCAGAAGCACAUUUCAUUUAUGCACUGUAUAUUCCAGUAGUUUCCAUGUGAUGAUAUAAAACAUGGACCUCACUUUAAGCUUGUGUUGAGAGUCUAGGACACUAUUGGUUACUUGGCAGUUUUUUAGGGACAAUCAUUGACACAGAAACAUUGAACACUUCAGCAGGAUUUCAGCUGGCUGGUUUAAAACCAUGCAGAAAUGAUGGAAGAUGUAGGGGGGUUACAUUAAAAGGUGUGGGAGGGCAGCAGAACAGUUGUAAACUGAGGAUUACAAUUCCAUGUCUGAAAUGAUAUUCUUUGCUUUUGACUUGUGCCUGGCAGCAGUAUUUUAACAGAAACUGGAGCUGUCUUUGCCACCCUCCAGUCACCCUGUGGGUAGGCAUUCCAGAACUCUUGUGCUGUACUGAAAUGCUUUGCAGCGGAUGUUAGUGGCACACUGUUGACAGCUUGAGCCUUACGGCUGGAGACCUUAACUCAUGGAAACCUUUCCUUCUUGUUCAAUUCAGUAACGUAGUGAGCUGGAAAAUCCUGGUUCUCUUAAGCUAGCUGCAUGUCCAGGACCAGAAAAAGCCACGUGCUGGCUCUUUCCUUCCGAAAACCAAAUGAGCACAUGCAAUUAUUCUUUUUUAACUCUUCCCUCCAUUUCAUGUUAUUCCAGCCACUCAAGGCGAAAAUUAAAAGAUAAAGAUAUUGAAUUAGAAAAGACUUUUUGCUUCACUGCCCUGGUUUCCAACAAUGUAUGAGCUUUUUGAAACCCGUAGGGUUUCAAAGAAGAGCUGCAGUGACAUGAAACUCUUUUUAGGCAGCCUAAUGGCUACCAGCAAAUAGUAAUGCAAAAUAUACUGGGCUACUUUUACUGUUCUUGAUGUUUGGAGGCUCAGCAUCUUUUUUCAAGGUCUAAUAAUAGGAAAUUGCACAAAGUGUUACUGAGUCUUAAAAAAGGCGGACAAAACCAUAACAAUUAAACCCCCCCCCAACAAAAUCCCCCAUCCCUCUCAUUGUUAAAAUAAACUUGGGAUGCUUUUAUCCUCCCAUAACUGAACAUGCCUUCAUAUUUUUUAUAUCUCUAUAUAUAUAUAUACACACACACACAUUCAUUUCGUUGCUUCCUGCUCUCUUUUGGCAUUUGACAGAAAGCAGGAUUGUUGUUUUAGAAUGAGUCUCUGUACACUGACCUCAUGAUACCCUCUUAAUUUGCUGAAGUGUUGCAUGAUCAAACCACCUUUAAUAGAAGUGCCCUGGUGGAAGAACUGCUCAGUCUUAACAGCUCAAAGGAGGAGGAACCUGACAGUUUACCUGUCUGCAACUGUUAUUCUACACUUGGACUUUCCCCCUCCACCCCCUUUGUUGCACUGUUAUCUAAAAAGGGAAGUCAUACUGAUUAUACGACAUCUGCCUCAACCUGACCUUAGCAAGAGAAAGCAUGUGUUCAUCUUUAAUUCACUCCUUGUGUCUGGGUAUUACGGAAUAUGUGGUACUUCGGAUCUUUCCUUAAUAUUCUCUUCCUGCAAUUACCUGCAACGGGAAGAGGAAGGAAGGGGUGCCAGAGCCUUAACCUGAAUGUCUUGCAUUUGGUUGGUUUGUACCAGAUCUUUAACAUAAUUGUAAUGUAGUAAUUUCUAUCUAAUAGUAAAUAACAAACACUGAAUUAAGUAGGGGUUAUUUUUAAAGGAUUUUUCUAAGUAGUCUUCCUGUAUUACUUUUCAAUGCUCCUCACAUUUCCUCCCUUCCCCCUCCCCCAAUUCAGGCUUCUCUGUGAGAUAUUUUUUUUAGCAUCACUGUUUAGUUGCUUGACUGAUAUUAAUGCAAUAUUACUAAUGCCUUUAAUACAUAAUUGUUUAUGCCAAAGAUCACCUUUUGUUUAUUGUGGAAUGUUUGCAGGAAAGUUAUGAAUCAUGGUUGCCUUUGAUAUCCUUCCAGAAUGUUUGCUAUAAGUUCUUGACCUGUUUUGUACAACCUGAGAUCCUUGGCCACCUUAUGCAAUUACUGCUUUUUUGAACUCUAGUGGUCUUCAGACCUGAAAUGCAGAAAAAAUUUGAAAAAAAGACCAUGAAUGUCACUUAGAAAUGUUUUGCCACUAUAAAACUUUGUUUAUAAACCAAAAUGUAUUGUAUAGUCUAAUGUUUUCAACCUUUCUUUGGUUCUGUUAAAACAAUAAAAAUGCAUUUGUACAAAUGUCA